GCAUGAGCCCUGCUCGGCUCCGGCGCGUCUAUUAUGCUGCCGGGGCCGGCGAGCCAAAGAGGAGCCGGCCGCGCGGGCCGGGAGGGGACGGCCGCCGGAGCCGCCGAGGCCAAGUGCUGCCCGCUUGGGCCCAGAGAUGGGAUGUCACGCCUCCGCGGGGAGCACGGAGGAAGCCAGGGCCCGUCCGAGCCGCUGCAGUGACGGCCAGUGAGCCAGCCGCCGGAGGAUGUCCACCACGACGACGGUCGCCCCCGCGGGGAUCCCGGCCACCCCGGGCCCCGUGAACCCGCCCCCCCCGGAGGUCUCCAACCCGGCCAAGCCGGGCCGCAAGACCAACCAGCUGCAGUACAUGCAGAACGUGGUGGUCAAGACGCUCUGGAAGCACCAGUUCGCCUGGCCCUUCUACCAGCCCGUGGACGCCAUCAAGCUCAACCUGCCCGAUUAUCACAAGAUAAUAAAAAACCCAAUGGACAUGGGAACUAUUAAGAAGAGACUAGAGAAUAAUUAUUAUUGGAGCGCCAGUGAAUGUAUGCAGGACUUCAACACCAUGUUUACAAAUUGUUACAUUUACAACAAGCCCACAGAUGACAUAGUGCUAAUGGCCCAAGCCUUAGAGAAAAUUUUUCUGCAGAAAGUGGCCCAGAUGCCCCAGGAGGAAGUCGAGUUAUUACCCCCUGCUCCAAAGGGCAAAGGCCGGAAGCCAGCUUCGGGAACCCAGAGCGCAGGUACGCAGCAGGUGGCGGCUGUGUCCUCUGUCUCCCCAGCAACCCCCUUCCAGAGCGUCCCCCCCACCGUCUCCCAGACGCCCGUCAUUGCCGCCACCCCCGUGCCAACCAUCACCGCAAACGUCACGUCUGUGCCUGUCCCCCCGACUGCCGCCCCGCCUCCUCCCGCGACACCCGUCAUCCCCGUGGUCCCCCCCACGCCGCCCGUCGUCAAGAAGAAGGGCGUGAAGCGGAAAGCAGACACCACCACGCCCACGACGUCCGCCAUCACCGCCAGCCGCAGCGAGUCGCCCCCGCCGCUGUCGGACCCCAAGCAGGCCAAGGUGGUGGCGCGGCGGGAGAGCGGGGGCCGUCCCAUCAAGCCGCCCAAGAAGGACCUGGAGGACGGCGAGGUGCCCCAGCACGCGGGCAAGAAGGGCCGGCUCUCGGAGCACCUGCGGCACUGCGACAGCAUCCUCAGGGAGAUGCUGUCCAAGAAGCACGCGGCCUACGCCUGGCCCUUCUACAAGCCGGUGGACGCCGAGGCCCUGGAGCUGCACGACUACCACGAUAUCAUCAAGCACCCCAUGGACCUGAGCACCGUCAAGAAGAAGAUGGACAGCCGCGAGUACCCAGACGCCCAGGGCUUCGCGGCCGACAUCCGGCUCAUGUUCUCCAACUGCUACAAAUACAACCCCCCAGACCACGAGGUGGUGGCCAUGGCCAGGAAGCUGCAGGACGUGUUCGAGAUGCGGUUUGCCAAGAUGCCGGAUGAGCCGGUGGAGGCGCCCGCGUUGCCUGCCCCGGCCGCGCCUGUGGUCAGCAAGGGCACAGAGAGCAGCCGCAGCAGCGAGGAGAGCUCCUCAGACUCUGGCAGCUCGGACUCGGAGGAGGAACGGGCCACGAGGCUGGCGGAACUGCAGGAGCAGCUGAAGGCCGUGCACGAGCAGCUGGCCGCCCUGUCUCAGGCCCCAGUGAACAAGCCAAAGAGGAAGAAGGAGAAGAAGGAGAAGAAGAAGAAGGACAAGGACAAGGACAAGGACAAGGAGCGGCACAAGGCCAAGUCCGAGGAGGAGAAGAAGGCCAAGGCGGCCCCGCCCGCCAAGCAGGCCCAGCAGAAGAAGGCGCCCGCCAAGAAGGCCAACAGCACGACUGCGGCCGGCAGACAGCCGAAGAAGGGCAGCAAGCAGGCGUCGGCCUCCUACGACUCGGAGGAGGAGGAGGAGGGGCUGCCCAUGAGCUACGACGAGAAGCGCCAGCUGAGCCUGGACAUCAACCGGCUGCCGGGGGAGAAGCUGGGCCGGGUGGUGCACAUUAUCCAGUCGCGGGAGCCCUCGCUCAGGGACUCCAACCCCGACGAGAUCGAGAUUGACUUUGAGACUCUGAAACCCACCACUUUGCGGGAACUAGAGAGAUACGUCAAGGCUUGUUUACAGAAAAAGCAAAGGAAGCCGCUCUCAACAAGCGGGAAGAAGCAGGCGGCCAAAUCCAAGGAGGAGCUGGCUCAGGAAAAGAAGAAGGAGCUCGAGAGGCGGCUGCAGGACGUCAGCGGGCAGCUGAGCAACAGCAAGAAGCCUGCCAAGAGAGAGAAAUCAGGCUUGGCGCCCUCGGGAGGCCCGUCCCGCCUCAGCAGCAGCAGCUCCUCCGAGUCCGGGAGCAGCAGUUCCAGCGGCUCUAGCUCGGACAGCAGCGACUCGGAGUAAACCCUGGACCCUCGCCGGACGGACCACCAGCCGCGGCCGCCGCCCCCCACCCGCCGAGCCCCCGCAGCGCCCCUGUGGUUAAUAGACCACUUCGCCCCACGGUGCGCAGGUUCUCUCUGUGGCCCGGCGUCCCGCUCCCUUGCAGGUGUUGCUUUCCCAGGGCCGGGGUCGCCAUCGGGGUGUCCGUUAGGCUUUGUGAGACGCUCGAGUCUGCGUUAGGCCCUUGCCUCGCAGCCGACCUCAGCCCCGGGGAGAGGAGGACGCCUGCUCGUGCUGUAACCCGAUGACCGUAGAGAAACCCGUAAGGUGUCCCCCGAAGGGUCUGGCGAACGCCCGUUUCUCACGCCUCCCACCCCCCACCCUGGUCUGGCGCCCCAGCCGGCGUGUCUCCCGAGGGCCCGGCUCUGAAGCGGUACUGCUGGCGGCGGCCGUCGGCUCGGCAGAGGGCAUUUGUCUUGGUCUUCGGGGGCCUGGCUGACCCUCGUGUCGCAGGGCUUCCCCUCCUUCUGCAGGGGCCGAGGACAGACGCGCCGGCCCCGGAGGUGGGGGCGUGGGGGGGGGGGGCCCGGAGGGAGGGGGGCCGCGCGGAGUGUUCCAGAUCGGUGACGUCGGGGCGCUGCUGGCAGGAGCCAGCGCAGGGGCUCCGUGUGCCGCGUGCAGGUUUCCAGACACUGAACCUUUUACCUCAACUUUAAAAAAAAGGAAAAGCAGAAGAAACGAUUAAAAAAACAAAAAAACCGAAAAAACAAAACAACAACAAGAAAAAAACAAAAGGAGACUCUUUUUUUGUCAGGCUCAGCAGUUUUCUACGAGAGGCCAGCCCGGUGUGUGUCCCCAGCUCGUGCGCUCGGCCGGCGGCCGCCACACACUCCGAGCCAUCGUCCCAAGGUCGUGUAAAUAUGACAACUAUUUAUUAUCAUCAUUGGUCCUUUUUUUUUUAAAAGCAAAGAAAAACAAAACUGCAAAAGAAACGCAUUUUUUAAAAAAAGUAGCAGAGACGCAGGCCUUUUAAAUGGUUUGAAGGGGGGCCCAGAUCCUGCUGAACCGCGGGGCCCCCGCCUCCAGGUGCUACAGCCUCCUGCCUGCCGUGCGGUGCUCAGGCCGUCUGCGCGCUCGCGUGUCCCGGGUUGCUGGCGUUUGUGUUUCUGCUCUUGUGUGUGUGUGUGUGUGUGUGUGAGUGAGUGAGAGAGAGAGAGAGAGAGACCUUGGGAGACUUACGGGGUAGACGACUUCCAGCUGCAGCACAUUCUAAUUUUUUAAAAUUUUUUUUUUGUUUGUUUGUUUCUUUCGUUCUUUUGUAUUCGCUUCUGGUCUCUUUAGGACUGUUUGAAAAAUAAUUCAAUGUAGGGACCCCCAGUUAUAUAAUAUAAACUUUGUAAUCUGAGAGAAAAAAAAAAUGUAUAGUAAGUAAAUCUAAGUCUUGAUUUUUAACUUUCUAUUGUAAAAAAAUAAUAAUAAUAAUAAUAUACAGAGUUUAACAGAAGGUUAUGUUUGGGGUUUGUUUUUUUCCAGAGGCCGCCAUAUGGCCUUUGAGGGCCAGGGGUGCACCAUGCUGCCCGCCUAAGCUCUGAGCGGUGUGGUUUUGGCCAGGAAUGCCAGGGCCCAGGGUAGGGCACCCCCCCACCCCACCCCACCCCCGGUCUCUGGGGAGGGGUGUGGCCCCCAUUGCCUGGCAGGGUCUUCCAGCCGGCCGGCAGUGGCCUGGCCAGGCUCUCCCUGGCCUUCUCCCGUCUUCUGGGUGGAAGCCCCUCUGGCCCCAGCAGAGGGUUCCCUCCCCGGAGGCCACACGGGCUCCUGCUUUCCCGUUGGCACAGAAGCGGCCGGCCCCGGGCAUCCUCCAGGCCCCUCUCUGAGGACCUCGCUGGGGCGGGGUUGGGUGGAGCCCGGGUGGCGCGCUCUUCCUGCCAGCAGCAGCCGUGGGUAUCCUAGGAGGUGGCACUGUCUAAAAAUCAUAAAAUCGACUCAGAGUCCACCACCCUUCUGUCUAAAAACCAUAACAUCGACUCGAUGCCACCCACCCUUCUGGCCGAGGAUACCUUUGAUGGGUGGAGAACUCGGCCAGGCCGUGGGGAGUGGGUGACCGUUUUUCUUACUGCUGGUGAUUCUGACAUUCGGUGAGUUUUGAGCCAGUGUGGUCAACUUUUCGUUAAGUUUUGUUUAUAUGAUUUUUUUUUUAAAGUCCAUGGAUUUUAAACUUGGCGUUUUUUAAAGUCGCCCUGUUUUUAAAGGUGUUUUCUAAGCAGAUCUUUAAUGGAAUCAAGAGCCUCUGAGCGGAGCUACACACGGCAGGAGCGCGCCAGGUCCCGAAGCAGGGUGGCUCCUGGGCAGUGCAGGCGGCUGGGGGACAGACUCCAGCCGAGGGGCCCUGAGGUGCUGGGGGCUCCCCUGGGAUCAGUGGGGAGCUCGAGCCCCGGAGCUCAGCCCCGUGGGCGUUUCCUCAUCCACGGGUUCUGGCUUCUUCCAUCUGACAGACCCGCUGGCUUCGAUGCCACCGAGGGCUGGCUCCGGGCUGAGCAAUCGUGGUUCGUUGGUGCUGCAGUGUUGUCGGGGUUUCUGUCCAGACUUCCAAGCUGCUUUCGAAGUGUGUGUGGUGGGGGGAGGCGCUCCUCAGCCCCCUGAAUCCGCAGGAGGGGGGGUGUUUGCUGUCGCAUCUCUCCUCCUCGGACAGGCAGGGUGGCUCUAGGGCCGAGAGCCGGAGGCAGCCUCUCUAGGGGAAGGAACCCACAAGGGGUGGGUAGGUCGGCCUCGUGCGGGACAUGGAGAUGGCUUUGAAACACUGCUGAUCCCUGGAGGCCACGGAGCAGCCUCGGCUGUCAACCGAAUCCCAGAGACCCUGGCUCGCUCGUCUUGCUCAUAGACUGUUCAGAUCCGGUUCCUUUGUUUGCUUUUGUUCUUAUUCUUUUGCAAUUUCCACAUCUUUUGACAGUCGGGGAGGGGGGGGAAACACACCACCCACAAUAAAGGGUUCGUUCCAUCCUGGGUAGCGCUGUUCCUUAACUCUGGCAGAACGCUUCUGAGAAGGUUUCCUUUUUUAUAUUUAAAAUGUUACUUUUCUGUAUGAUGUGCAUGCGAGUUUACCGUAACUUUUCUUAAACUUUUUAGUGCCGUUUCUAGUAUAUUCCUGUAAAUGUCAGUUACUGAAAAUGAGUCCAAUGUAAGUAGUUUUAGCUUGUUUAUUGCAAUGCUGGCCUCAACACAACAGAAUAAAAAUGGUAGAAAGUAUUCUUUGAUGUUUCUGGUAAUCAUGGACCCUGCUCCUGGGGCAUUUGUUUUGUUUUCAUAAUAAAAGGAAAAAAAAAAAAAGA
This is a messenger RNA of Phacochoerus africanus (Common warthog), 5712 nucleotides long. It is a transcript of the gene BRD3, whose product is annotated as bromodomain containing 3. Gene Ontology annotation, biological process: regulation of DNA-templated transcription; chromatin remodeling. Gene Ontology annotation, cellular component: chromatin; nucleus. NCBI's taxonomy places the organism in Eukaryota, Metazoa, Chordata, Mammalia, Artiodactyla, Suidae. The coding region runs from base 227 to 2407 and encodes 726 amino acids. The transcript is spliced from 12 exons. The record is from RefSeq and is a predicted model, not a curated record.